CGUUAAUCCGGGUGUUAUUUCUUCACAACAGGGAAUAAAUUCAACAAACACCGCCUUUACCAAAACAUCCGAUUCUUACGUUUCUGGUUUCAGUCGUAAAAUGAAGACAGACGAGAAGCGAUGUUCCUGUAAAGGGAUCCGAUCUUGUUUAUUAUGCGAAAAUUCUUCCAAGAAUACAACAGUCGCACACGAGAAGCUCCAGAUCACAACAUAUCUGUAUUGUAACAAAUGUCAGAAAGCUUGGGUAGAGCAGGAGCCACAGAACCAACACCCGGAUCAUGAAGGAACAUCAAUGGAGUAUCCAGGAAUCUUCUUGAAAGAAGAGUUUGUCAGUGCUGAAGAGGAGGAAUUCCUGACCAAACAGAUCGACAUGUCUCCGUUCGUAGAUUCCCAAUCAGGACGGAGGAAGCAGGAUUAUGGUCCAAAAGUGAAUUUCAAAAAGCAGAAGGUGAAGUGUUCAACAUUCACGGGUCUUCCAGGCUUCAGCAAGUUUCUCGUCGACCGUUUCACUUCCACACCAGAGUUGUCCGGUUUCGUUCCCGUUGAGCUUUGCAAUCUUGAGUACGAGCCGUCGAGGGGCGCUGCCAUCGAUGCCCACUUCGACGAUUUCUGGAUCUGGGGUGAACGACUGGUGACCGUCAACCUCCUCAGCGACACCUACCUCAGCAUGAGCCUGGAGACGAACCCUGGGAUCGAGGUUCGCGUUCCGCUGCCGCGCCGCUCGCUGGUCGUCGUCUACGGCCCGGCACGAUACCAAUGGAAACACGCCAUUCACAGACAAGACAUUCAAUCACGCCGACUUGCAAUGACCUUCCGGGAACCGACUGUCGAAUUCCUGCCAGGGGGACCCCACUCCGAUAUUGGGGAUCAACUUAUACGGACAGCCCUUUCUUUCCAAGGAAUUUCUGUUGGUGAAACUUCAGAUCGGUGACGAAUAAAUUAUGUUAAUACUUUAUUAGGUUGUUAAAUAUUAAAAGAUCAAAAGAA
This is a messenger RNA of Octopus sinensis (East Asian common octopus), 987 nucleotides long. RefSeq names its product alpha-ketoglutarate-dependent dioxygenase alkB homolog 4. Lineage: Eukaryota; Metazoa; Mollusca; Cephalopoda; Octopoda; Octopodidae. The record is from RefSeq and is a predicted model, not a curated record. Gene Ontology annotation, biological process: oxidative demethylation. Bases 101 to 931 code for a protein of 276 amino acids. The transcript is spliced from 3 exons. Gene Ontology annotation, molecular function: oxidoreductase activity; demethylase activity.